Molecule: messenger RNA, 1816 nt
Organism: Rhinopithecus roxellana (golden snub-nosed monkey)
Lineage: Eukaryota; Metazoa; Chordata; Mammalia; Primates; Cercopithecidae
Gene: LY6G5B
Product: lymphocyte antigen 6 family member G5B
Exons: 2
Coding region: 902-1516 (204 amino acids)
Cellular component (GO): external side of plasma membrane
Source: RefSeq, a predicted model, not a curated record
AUUGAAAACCAGGACAGAUUUGUGCUCAGUGGAUUGGGUGGUGGUUUUAGUGUAGAGCAGAACAGAAUUCCUAGGACUGUGUGUGAUGAAGUGCAAGGUCAAAAGGAAAAGACAGAAAAAGCAUGCUUUAAAUAUGAGACGUGCUUGGAUACCUAUGACUGUCUGUUUAUACUGUAAGGUGCUUAAUCAGCAACUCCAUCUUUUAGUUUUAAAGAAAAAGUAGCCCUAAAGUCAGUAUAACUAAGGGUGGAAUGAGGUGGGACAAGGUCCAGAAUUACUGCUCAGUGAUGUCUCUGUGUGCUGCCUGCUGGUGGAGCUGGGACUGCUCACCUCAGAAGGAUGGGGAUGCUUGAUUUCCAGGCCAGGUUGUCGCAGCACAGUGGGGACUCACCCUGUUGUAUGAGGAAGACGGCACAUGGUGGCAGAGAUAGACACUAAUCCAUGGACUUUCCAAGGGAGGGAGUAGGUCUUUGGAGGGUAUGCAGGACAAAGGUAGACACUGGAUAAAGAACCAGAUAGUGCCCAGGUAUUACCCCGUCUGGGCCAUUGCUCCCACACUCAGGAACCAGACAUUGUGGGUGAGGACAUGCUGUCCCUCCUGCCAAGUUAAUAACUUCCUUCCCAACCAGGAUCCUGCCCCAAGCAGGAAUAUAGCUCUGCAUUUACGGCAGCUCCUCAGACCUUGUCAAAACCACCCUGCAACUCAGGAUUAAGGAGUGUGGUCACAGGAAGGUGGGGUUUCAGGGCAUCCCUCAGGAACUGCCCGUCUCCCCAGAAUUCCAUAAUGAAGGCCCAUGUACUUGUAGGUGUGCUGGUCAUGGUGGGCUUCACAGUGGGAAAGGGUAAGUAGGGCCCAGGGGCAGGGAGGGAGGAAGGGGUAACAGUUCAGGAAGGGGGUGGAAUGUGGCCGUGGAUACUCGGGCUUCCUACUGGCCCAGGGUAUUUGAGAGUGACCCAGUGCCCCAUCCCUCCUUCUGCCUCCCCAGUUCCUGUUCCCGACAUCCGGACCUGCCACUUCUGCCUCUUAGAAGACCCUUCUGUAGGAUGCAUUUCAGGCUCAGAGAAGUGUACCAUCAGCAGCUCCUCCCCAUGCAUGGUGAUCACCAUCUAUUAUGAUGUCAAGGUUCGCUUCAUCAUUCGAGGCUGUGGACAAUACUAUUCCUACCGCUGCCAAGAAAAACACAACACCUACUUCGCAGAGUACUGGUAUCAGGCCCAGUGCUGCCAGUACAAUUAUUGCAACUCCUGGUCAAGCCCCCAGCUCCAGAGCUUCCUGCCGGAGCCCCAUGACAGGCCCCUGGCCCUGCCUCUGUCUGACUCCCAGAUUCAGUGGUUCUACCAGGCCCUGAACCUCUCACUACCCGUCCCCAAUUUCCAGGCUGGGAAGGAGCCUGAUGGCCUGGACCCCGUGGUCACACUGCCCCUGAACCUGGGCUUGUCUUUUGCUGAGCUGCGCCGCAUGUACUUGUUCCUCAAUAGUUCAGGACUUUUGGUUCUUCCCCAGGCUGGACUCUGACACCUCACCCUUCCUGAAUUCCACUCUGUGCAAGUAUCUUUCUGUAACACCCUCAGCAUCCUGCACUGCCCUCUCUGAAAACACCCACAUUUUUUGGUCACUGAUUUCUUAGGCCUCCCUCUGUUGUACCACUAGCAUCUAUAUGACUUUGGUGUAAUUUUCUCUCUCGAGCUUUGGUGCCGUUUUUUUGUUUGUUUGAGACAGAGUCUCGCUCUGUCACCCAGGCUGGAGUGCAGUGGCAUGAUCUCUGCUCACUGCAACCUCCGCCUCCUGGGUUCCAGCAAUUCUCCUGCCUCAACC